Messenger RNA from Penicillium daleae, 450 nucleotides. Its product is annotated as tautomerase family protein. The record is from RefSeq and is a predicted model, not a curated record. NCBI's taxonomy places the organism in Eukaryota, Fungi, Ascomycota, Eurotiomycetes, Eurotiales, Aspergillaceae. The coding region runs from base 1 to 450 and encodes 149 amino acids. The transcript has a single exon.
AUGCCAUUGUGGCUCGUGUUCCAUCCACCUAACACCUUCGACACCCAAGACGCAAAGCAAGCACUUGCGAAUGAUAUCACUAAGAUUUAUACCUCAGCUGGAUUACCUGCCUUUUACGUUACCGUCCAGUUCAUUCUGAGCCCAACAUCGAGUUGCUUCGUUGGAGGCAAACCGGAAACGGAACGCCCGUUCAUUCGCAUCUCCGUCGACCACAUAGCGGUGCACAGCAACAAUGAUACCGGUAUGCAUGCACGUAUCACGGCGCGUGUGGACGCGGCAUUGAAGCCACAUCUGGCGGAUAAGGGCUAUGACUGGGAGUACCACAUCGAUGAGACGGCACGUGGUCUGUGGAAAAUUAAUGGCCUGGUCCCUCCACCGUACAAGAGCGAGGCUGAGCAGCUGUGGGCUUCAGCGAACAAGGCGAGCGUGUGGGAAAAGGGACGAUUGUAG